AUGGCGAAAACCAUUGCGAAAAAGAGUGGCCGCAAAUCCUCGACAGCGAUAAGAACAAGCUUAUCCGGCAAAGUCGUCAAGCCUAAAAGCAACGUCCGCGUCGGCGACCCGCCUCCCUUGCCGCCCAAGCGCCGUGCGAAACCAGGCGUGAAAGCCCUUAGGGAGAUCCAAAAGUUCCAGAAGACCACCGAGCUUCUGCUGCGAAAGCUGCCGUUCGCCAGGCUGGUCAAGGAGAUCGCCAAUGACUACACCAACGGCAAGCAUCUGGGAUACUCCACCGGCUUGGGGGAGCAGCUCAGGUUCCAGUCGCACGCUAUUCUGGCGAUGCAGGAGGCUGCGGAAGCGUUCCUGGUGCACUUAUUCGAGGAUACUAAUCUGUGCGCAAUUCAUGCGAAGAGGGUCACCAUCAUGGCGAAAGAUAUGCAGCUUGCGCGUCGGUUGAGGGGUGCUUGGGGUGGACUGGGAUAA
This is a messenger RNA of Tricharina praecox, 468 nucleotides long. RefSeq names its product histone-fold-containing protein. The transcript is spliced from 4 exons. NCBI's taxonomy places the organism in Eukaryota, Fungi, Ascomycota, Pezizomycetes, Pezizales, Pyronemataceae. Bases 1 to 468 code for a protein of 155 amino acids. Gene Ontology annotation, molecular function: protein heterodimerization activity; structural constituent of chromatin; DNA binding. Gene Ontology annotation, cellular component: nucleosome. The record is from RefSeq and is a predicted model, not a curated record.